Molecule: messenger RNA, 2277 nt
Organism: Cylindrotheca closterium
Lineage: Eukaryota; Bacillariophyta; Bacillariophyceae; Bacillariales; Bacillariaceae
Source: the annotation of a GenBank genome assembly
AUGAAGUUCUUGUCCUUGGCAGCUGUUGCUCUCGCCACAUCGCACCUUGCUGAGGCCCACGAUGUCCGUACUCAACCCGGCGAACGCACGAGUCAUACCAAGGAGAGAGUUGGUAUUCCAAAGACCAAGACAGUAGGCGCCAUUGAAGAUCGAGGCGAAGCUAAUACGCGUGAGCAUACCACGACAAGGGUUGGAACUCCAAAGACUAAGACCAAGACCGCCGAACGUAUUGAUGACAGCCCUUCAUUGAUUGUGGGUGGCUCUUCAACAACUGUUGGUGAAUUUCCCUACUACGUGGACCUCGACGGUUGUGGAGGCUCGUUGAUUGCUCCUGGUGUCGUUCUUACCGCGGCCCACUGUGAACCUGAUCGAUUCUCUUAUGUCGGUAAAACUGUCAUCGUCGGAGGACACAAGCGUCAGCAAGUCACUGACAGCGCUGUAUCUGCUACUGUCACCAAGAGUAUCUCGCACCCACUGUAUAAUCCAAAUGACGAAUCCCUUGAUAUAAUGUUAAUUCAACUUGAUAUCCCAGUAGUGGCAACCGGGUCCAUCAGCCUUGCUUUGAAUGCAAAUAGCUCGUCUCCUGUAGAUGGACAAAUGUUGACUGUUGUUGGUAACGGGGAUACUCGAGAGGACGGCAAUCAGUCGGAUGAACUCUUGCAAGUAGACGUCCCGGCAGUCAAUACUGAUGUUUGCAAUGGGCCUUACGAAGGAGAUAUUGUAGAUGAAGUCAUGUUUUGUGCCGGUGGUGGAAGCCAAGAUUCAUGUCAAGGUGAUUCUGGAGGUCCCAUUGUCGUCCAGAGCGGAUCUACCCACACUCAAGUCGGUGUUGUAUCUUGGGGUAUAGGGUGUGCUCCGAAAGACUUCCCAGGUGUCUAUGCCCGUGUCAGCAGCGCCAUGAAUUUUAUUGCCUACGUCACAUGCAAUUGUUUUGGCGUGAACGAUCCAAGCAUUUGUAGUUCUUUGGAUCGUAAUGAUAACUUCUCGUGCGAUCAAAAUACUGGAGGCAGCUUUUCUGGCGGCAAUUUCACUGAACCUGAUUGCGAGCUCAUCCCUGGAUGGGCCGACGAGGAUAAUUAUGGUUGUGCCUGGUACGAGGAGCAGGAACUUGAUGAAAAUGUAAGGGCUUGCGAACAGUAUGCCAACAUAACAGAUAGCAAUGGCGAUACACCCGUCGAUGCUUGCUGUGUGUGCAACUACAUGCAAAGCUCUGGGUCGUCUAAUGGUACCAAUGGCUCUGGCGCUGAACCUCCUUGCGAGCUCAUCCCUGGAUGGGCCGACGAGGAUAAUUAUGGUUGUGCCUGGUACGAGGAGCAGGAACUUGAUGAAAAUGUAAGGGUUUGCGAACAGUAUGCCAACAUAACAGAUAGCAAUGGCGAUACACCCGUCGAUGCUUGCUGUGUAUGCGACUACCUGCAAAGCUCUGGGUCGUCUGGUGGUACCAAUGGCACUGGCGCUGAACCUCCUUGCGAGCUCAUCGCUGGAUGGGCCGACGAGGAUAAUUAUGGUUGUGCCUGGUACGAGGAGCAGGAACUUGAUGAAAAUGUAAGGGCUUGCGAACAGUAUGCCAACAUAACAGAUAGCAAUGGCGAUACACCCGUCGAUGCUUGCUGUGUGUGCAACUACAUGCAAAGCUCUGGGUCGUCUGGUGGUACCAAUGGCUCUGGCGCUGAACCUCCUUGCGAGCUCAUCCCUGGAUGGGCCGACGAGGAUAAUUAUGGUUGUGCCUGGUACGAGGAGCAGGAACUUGAUGAAAAUGUAAGGGCUUGCGAACAGUAUGCCAACAUAACAGAUAGCAAUGGCGAUACACCCGUCGAUGCUUGCUGUGUGUGCAACUACAUGCAAAGCUCUGGGUCGUCUGGUGGUACCAAUGGCACUGGCGCUGAACCUCCUUGCGAGCUCAUCGCUGGAUGGGCCGACGAGGAUAAUUAUGGUUGUGCCUGGUACGAGGAGCAGGAACUUGAUGAGAAUGUAAGGGCUUGCGAACAGUAUGCCAACAUAACAGAUAGCAAUGGCAAUACACCUUUCGAUGCUUGCUGUGUGUGCGACUACCUGCAAAGCUCUGGGUCGUCUGGUGGUACCAAUGGCACUGGCGCUGAACCUCCUUGUGAAAACAUUCCUGGAUGGACCGAUGUUACUGGUGAUGGUUGCGAAUGGUAUGAAUACUGGGAAUUGGAAGAAAAUGAACCGGUUUGUGAGGAUUAUUCUGAUGGCACAGAUGCUAAUGGCAUAUCACCCAUCGAUGCCUGCUGCGUUUGCGACUAUAUGGUCAGCUAA